GGCCCGGGCGUGGUGGGGGAGGAGAGGAGCGGCGCGCGUGUGUGGCGGAAGGCGGCGGGGGGCUGCCGGGGAUGUGGAGAGCGGGCAUGGCAGCCGGCGAAGGGCUGGGCCCGGCGCUGCGGGCCGUCACCGAGCGCGUGCAGCAGGCGGCAGCCCGGAGGCCGCAGGGACUCCCGGCCGUGCAGCCCCGGCUGGUGGCCGUCAGCAAGACGAAGCCGGCGGAGAUGGUGAUCGAGGCCUACAACCACGGGCAGCGCAGCUUCGGGGAGAACUACGUUCAAGAGUUGCUAGAAAAGGCAUCAGACUCCAGAAUUCUGUCGUCUUGUCCGGAGAUUAAGUGGCAUUUUAUUGGCCAUCUGCAGAAAAACAACGUCAACAAGUUGAUCGCCGUCCCUAACCUGUUCAUGUUGGAAACAGUGGAUUCUGUGAAGCUGGCGGACAGAGUCAACAGCUCGUGGCAGAAAAAAGGGUCAACUCAGAAACUAAAAGUCAUGGUGCAAGUUAACACUAGCGGAGAAGACAGUAAGCAUGGCCUGCCUCCUGGAGACACCGCAGCAGCCGUGGAGCAUGUCAUCAACAAGUGCCCAAGCCUGGAAUUUGUGGGGCUGAUGACAAUUGGCAGCAUCGGCCAUGACCUUAGUAAGGGGCCGAAUCCUGAUUUCCAGAUGUUGCUAUCUUUGCGGCAGGACGUGUGUGAAAAACUGAACCUCCCCGUCGAGAAGGUGGAGCUGAGUAUGGGCAUGUCCACAGACUUCCAGCAUGCAAUAGAGGUUGGAUCCACAAAUGUCAGGAUUGGAAGCACAAUUUUUGGAGAGCGAGAUUAUUCCAACAAAGCAGAUGGUGGCAAGGCCCUUGCUGAAACUGAAGGUAAAAUGGAGGCCUUGACAGUGCAGGGUCAUUAACCGGGGGAAAAAAAGUGGCCUCGACAGAGGACAGAUGAUGGGAGACCUCACUAUGCAUUCUUACCUCCCUCCAUGUCGGCACCUGAUCAUGAUGGUGAGAGGAAAUUCCUCAUAAUAGAACAGAGGCCAGAAAUGCCUCAUAAUUCAUUGUGAUUUUAGAGUACCCAGAGAAACUGAAAUUUUUGUAACCAGCAAAUGGUAAGAAAAAUUGUGCUUGAAAGUGACUUUAGUAUCUUAGCUACUUCAGGCUGAUUAAGAACAAUUACUUUUGGAAAACUGGGUUCAAAAAAUAAUUAUUUAUAAGAAUGGAGUUGCUAAUGAACAAGAUGUAUCCACGGCAAUGUCAGUGAAUGUUUUCACUGAGGAGUAAAUUCUUCAUUAACAAGUUUUAAUUUUGCCAGAGACCUAUAAAUAUUUCCUUUCCUCAAGUGAAAGUUUUGCACGUGAUCGCAACUGAGUGGUUGCUUAAAUAGAAGGUACAUGACAGAGACAUACUGUAACACUUACUGGCUCUGAGCGGCACUGAAGGGACUAUAUGCAUUUCAAUUGAGGAUGAGUAACAAGCACAUGAGGAUGAAUAAAAAACAGUUGCCAGCGUGAGUUCAUGGCGUAAUGUUUUGGAUGCAGACUGCAAGUCACUGCUGACUUUCACCAUUGGUGACGUGUCUCCUCGUAUCUUCUGGGAUGCUUUCGACCUUUCCCAUCCCCUCUUGUGAAGUGUUUUUGGGAGUUAUUUUCAUCCUGCCUAGUACACUAGUUCUUGAUGCUGUAAGUAAUUUUUGAUCAGAGCGGGGCUGUUCUUCAGGCUCCUUGGUCUACCUUUGGCUUGCUGUUGCUUUCCCAGGCGAGCCACUUAACCAUUUGGUGCCUCUGCUACCCCGUCUGCAUCUGUAAGAGGAUAAUAACACUUGCUCGUCUCACAAGGGAGCAGUGAGGUUUGCUUGUUCGCUAGAGGCCUUUGGGGGAAAAGUAGUUCAGAAAGUAAAGUAUUAUUACUGCACUGGGUUCUGGGUUCCUGAAAAAAUCCUUUCACCACUGACAGAGUUUCUAGACUGUGUCUUAACACAUUUAAGCACUGGUCUAGCCUUUUCCUCUCCUGAAAGAGGGUAACAGGACUUUUCCGUUGCAGUAGCUGUUUCACUAAGAUGCGAGCAAAGCUCCUGUAUUCUGUCGCGUGCUAUUUGGCUGACAGUAGCCACAUCACAUCUCUUGUAAUGUGCAUUACAACUACCUGUUCUGGGUUCUUGUGUGUUGCUAAGAGCAGGAGACAUUGAUUGCCAGCAGAAACACCCUUCCUUGACUUCUCUAUGUGUGUGUGUGUGGUUAAAUCUAGCUGCUGGAUUUACUUUCUGACUCUAAAUGCUGAAUGUAAAUGAAAAGAGUAAACUCUAACACCAAGCUAUCGUAAGCACAUGGUUUAAAAGGAACGUGCAGUCUGAGCUGCCCUCCUCAGAGCUGCACCUUGUGUUGCUUCAUAGUCUAGUGAAAACUGGUGAAUUUGAAUGCCAUCUGUGCCAACUAUAAAGCUAUUAAAGAUGUAAUUUUUAUGUUCCAGUGUUGUGAAUAAAUGGCCUGAGAGUUGUUGCUGAAGAUGUUUCCCUAACCUGGAGUUACUGUUUAGUGAGACUUGUUACUCUUGGGGUGGAGGAAAGGAGCUUGAUUUGAAAGACAGCUGAAACACAGCUGUCAAAGAAAGUGGAGCUUUCUUUGAUUAGAAAGGGAAAAAAACACUGCUGAGAUGUCGAUGGAGUUAGUUAUUUCUGGAAAAGCCCUCUGGGUGGCACUGCUCCCCAGGUCUAGGGCAUUUCCAGCCCGCUGAAGGAGGGAUAACCGCUCUGCUGCUUGCAGGGGGCAAGUACAGAUCAAUAAUUAGUCUUGCAAAUAACUGUCUUUCUUUUUGAUUUGAAGGCUGAAGUUAAUCCUUUCCUCUUCCAGUUCUUCCCCCGAAAAUUACUUGAGCGCCUGCGAAACACACUGACCACAGAUUUUCAUGUUUGAAAAUUUCAUAACAUCGGAAAUAAUUGUUUGCUUUGCUUUGUUUUGUUCUGUUAAAAAAGUGCGGGGGGGAAAUCGGGACACCCAUUCCUCUGUCUGAACUUGAUUCAAAUGUGUAAAGAGUUUCAGUGUUUGUUUGCCAAAGAAACACCAUUUGUAAAAGUUGGCUACAGCUCUCCAUAGCAAACAUGGAAUAAAAAUGAUCUGUUACCUAA
Molecule: messenger RNA, 3112 nt
Organism: Dromaius novaehollandiae (emu)
Lineage: Eukaryota; Metazoa; Chordata; Aves; Casuariiformes; Dromaiidae
Gene: PLPBP
Product: pyridoxal phosphate binding protein
Exons: 8
Coding region: 72-902 (276 amino acids)
Cellular component (GO): intracellular anatomical structure
Molecular function (GO): pyridoxal phosphate binding
Source: RefSeq, a predicted model, not a curated record